AUGGCUGAUGAGGCGAGCCGGCCGUUGUUGGAUGACCAGACUAGGUCUUCCUCCGAGUUCGUAGUCACGGAGAGGACUACCCACCAGACUAGCCGAUCGUUCGAACUGUCAUCCGAAUCCACACCCUUACUCCAUCGCCGCAAUGAAGAUAUUACAACAUACGGAACUGAGAGAGGGAGAAGCUCUAGAUCACCGUCAACGAUAUCUCGCAGGUCGGGGUCUCCCGAGAGCACAUCGACCAAAAAGCAGAGUCACCUCCGAUGGCCGAGCAUAGUAUCUCUCGCUUUAUUAACGACCGGAGUCCUCGCCAUUUUGCUUUUCGCAUUCUUGACUCCGGCCGUUGUUAAAGAAUAUGCAAACGAAGCUGCGAUCUUCAAACCCACGGCGCUAUCAGUUGACUCCACCACCGCCGAUGGGGUCCGAGCGCGGGUACAGGGCGAAUUCGUCAUGGAUGCAACUCGCGUGAAGAACAAAGCUAUUCGAGGCUUUGGACGGUUCGUCACUUGGGUUGCCACCGAAGUUGAAACAGGGCAUUCGGAUGUAGAGGUCUAUCUCCCGGAGUACGGCAAUGUUUUGAUCGGAACUGCAACAUUGCCAUCGAUAAUCGUGAACAUCCGCAAUGGCAAUAUCAACGAAAUUGACUUCUUAGCCGAUUUGGCUGCUGGUGAUGUACAGGGGCUGCAUGGCAUUGCUAUGGACUGGAUUGAAGGAAGACUUGGUCGACUGAGUCUCAAAGGAAAGGCGACCUUACACUUGAAAACAGGUCUGCUGCGCCUCGGAACUCAAGUGAUGACGAACACUAUCACAUUAGAGGAAUCAGACUUUCCAGCUAUUCCAGCGGUAAAGGUCUCGCAGCUAAACGUGCACGACGCUGAAGACGGUGCCAUGCAAGCUGAGGCUCUGGUAUCUUCGAUUGUCAACUCUCCUGUGGCUUUGACUGUUCCAGCUCUUGGCUUUGAAAUCCUUGUGCCAAACUGUUCCCCUGGUGACCCCAAUAUCAUGGUUGCAAAGGCACAGACGUCCCAAAUCAGAGUUGAACCUGAAGUGGAAACCACAGUCGGUGUCAAAGGGUUUGUCAAAAACCUCCCUGACGAAUUGACCAAAAAUUGUCCAGGAGAAGAAGGAUCACCCUUGGACUACUUGGUCUCAAGCUACAUACAAGGGAAUGAGACAACCAUCUUUGUCCGUGGCUCGGAUGCACCGACGCCCCAGGCGCCCGCAUGGAUGGUGGAUCUUUUACGCAGCGUUACCAUCCCAUUGCCUUUCACAGGUCAUGCGCUGGAUAACUUGGUCAAAAACUUUACCAUGACCGAUACCCAUUUCUCCCUCCCCGAUCCCUUUUCAGAGCCUGAUACCCCGGCAGCUCAACCCUCCGUUUCUGCUUUGGUGAAGGUAAUCAUCAGCCUACCCAAAAACAUGAAUUUCGAGCUUGAUGUCCCCAAAAUCCGGGCAUUGACCAAUGUUUUCUUUGAGGGCAAGGAACUGGGUACAUUGAACAUCAACGAUUGGCAAGAAGCAAACUCAACGCUGGUGCAUGAUGGCCAGAAUGGAUCAACCUCGCUACUCGUAGAUUUCACCAUCAAGGAUGCUCCGUUAAACGUGACAGAUAGCACAUUGCUGUCUCGCAUCGUGCAAGGCAUACUUUUCGGUACAGAGCCCAUCGUCUUGCACGUCGAUGCCACUGUGGACGCGAAGAUCUCAACUGGAUUGGGUCUCUUUGCUAUACGGGGCAUCCCUGCCGAUGGAAAUUUUCCUGUGAAGAGUUUAUCAAAUGAUCUGCGAUUUGGCAUUGACAUGCUAUUAGCUCCCACAAACAACACACUCGACCUGAUCAACCUGAUCGACCCGAAUAUUGUAUCGAUCCACAUAGAUGAGACAACAGAAUCCUCACUUCAGGUAUCCGCUGUGAUGAACUUCACGAACCCGACAGAGUACACCGCCGAAAUUCCUUUCGUCGAUUUCCUGAUGCUGUACAAUAGCACACCUGUCGCGCAUGUCGUUGCUCGCAAUUUCUCUUUGGGCCUGGGGUCUAAUUCCGACGCAGUGUUGCAAAUCACAUGGGGGCCGCUUGAAAUUGGAGGCCCGAAUGGGACCAAAGCUGGACGGUCUCUGAUCUCAUCGUAUAUAUCGGGAUCAAAUACAACUGUCACAAUCCGAGCUCAUGAGGGUACUAUUCCUGCCCUUCCGGAGCUUGGAAAAGCAAUGUCGGAUCUCGAGAUUGUUAUCCCACUUCCCCCUUUUUCGGGCCCAGGCUCACCAGACGAUGAUGGAGGCGAUAAGAGAACACCGCUACUUCAAGAUGCAACGCUUCAUCUUUGGUCGUCCACGGCGGAUUUCUUACUUUUUUCGCCAUUGGAAGAGAAAAGCAUCACAGUGACCUCAAUACAUGCGACAGCUUUCUACAAAGAAGAUGAGCCCCUUGGAAAGAUAAGGUGGAAUCAGCCGUUCAUUGUUCCGCCUGGCCUCUCGCGAACGCCUCGUCUGCCUGUUGAUUUGGUUCUUGGUGGCGGCGCGUACGAUGCCCUCCGAAAGGCUCUCGGCCAGUCAUUAAAGCUUAACACAGUUGCCCAGAUCGGUGUACAGGUGGACAAUUAUCGCGAUGUUGUAUUAUAUACGGGCAAAGAUAUCGAUGCCAAUAUUAGGGUAUAG
Penicillium chermesinum is the source of this 2649-nucleotide messenger RNA. RefSeq lists its product as uncharacterized. Gene Ontology annotation, cellular component: fungal-type vacuole membrane. The coding region runs from base 1 to 2649 and encodes 882 amino acids. The transcript is spliced from 5 exons. The record is from RefSeq and is a predicted model, not a curated record. NCBI's taxonomy places the organism in Eukaryota, Fungi, Ascomycota, Eurotiomycetes, Eurotiales, Aspergillaceae.